This is a messenger RNA of Rhinopithecus roxellana (golden snub-nosed monkey), 2500 nucleotides long. It is a transcript of the gene OTOP3, whose product is annotated as otopetrin 3. Gene Ontology annotation, cellular component: membrane. The record is from RefSeq and is a predicted model, not a curated record. Gene Ontology annotation, molecular function: proton channel activity. The transcript has 7 exons. NCBI's taxonomy places the organism in Eukaryota, Metazoa, Chordata, Mammalia, Primates, Cercopithecidae. Bases 204 to 1940 code for a protein of 578 amino acids. Gene Ontology annotation, biological process: proton transmembrane transport.
UUGGCUGCACCCUCUGGGUCCGAGCCCCCGGCAGGGUAAUUAACGAGGGAUUAAUGAGAUUUCCAAAGUCAACAGAAAAAUCGAUGGGCCGCGGAGCCCGAGCGGCGGCUGCGCAGUCCCGCUGGGGGAGGGCGUCGCGGGCAUCGGUCUCACUUGGUCCGACGAUCCGCUCAGCGCCCGCAGUCGGUGGUUAGCCCGCGGCGAUGCCUGCCCCGGCCUCAGCCCCUGCUGAGGCUACAGCCAUGCCUUCUUCAGAAGCACAGGAGACUGAAGCAGCCCCACAUAAGGAGAACCGAGUGGAUAUGGGGGCCGAGGAGAGAGCGGCCACCGACCCGCUCCGGCAGAAGUCCUGGCUGGUGCGGCAUUUCUCCCUGCUGCUGCGGCGGGACCGGCAGGCCCAGAAGGCCGGGCAACUCUUCUCGGGGUUCCUGGCCCUGAACGUGGUGUUCCUGGGCGGGGCCUUCAUCUGCAGCAUGAUCUUCAACAAAGUGGCCGUCACUCUGGGCGACGUGUGGAUCCUGCUGGCCACGCUGAAGGUCCUCUCCCUGCUCUGGCUUCUCUACUACGUGGCAAGCACCACCCGCCGACCACAAGCCGUGCUCUACCAAGAUCCCCACGCGGGGCCCCUCUGGGUGCGGGGUUCCCUAGUGCUCUUCGGCACCUGCACCUUCUGCCUCAACAUCUUCCGAGUGGGCUAUGAUGUGAGCCACAUCCGCUGCAAGUCACAGCUGGAGCUUGUCUUCCCUGUCAUCGAGAUGGUCUUCAUCGGCAUCCAGACCUGGGUGCUCUGGAAACACUGCAAAGACUGUGUUCAGGUCCAGACCAACUUCACUAGAUGUGGCCUGAUGCUGACCCUGGCCACGAACCUGCUGCUGUGGGUUCUGGCCGUUACCAAUGACUCCUUGCACCGAGAGAUCGAAGCUGAGCUUGGCAUCCUCAUGGAAAAAUACACAGGCAAUGAGACCAACACCUGUCUGUGCCUCAAUGCCACCGCGUGUGAAGCUUUCCAAAGGGGCUUCCUGAUGCUGUACCCCUUCAGCACUGAGUACUGCCUCAUCUGCUGCGCCGUGCUGUUUGUCAUGUGGAAGAAUGUGGGCCGCCGCGUGGCACCCCACAUGGGUGCCCACCCUGGCACUGUGCCCUUCCACCUGCAUGGGGCCAUCUUCGGACUGCUGCUGGGCCUGCUGGUGCUGUUGGCAGGCGUGUGCGUCUUUGUGCUCUUCCAAAUCGAGGCCAGUGGCUCUGCCAUUGCUUACCAGUACUUCACCCUCUACUAUGCCUUCUAUGUGGCUGUGCUGCCUGCCAUGAGCCUGGCAUGCCUGGCGGGCACAGCCAUACACGGGCUGGAGGAGCGAGAGCUGGACACGGUCAAGAACCCUACCCGCAGCCUGGAUGUGGUGCUGCUGAUGGGUGCUGCACUGGGCCAGAUGGGCAUCGCCUAUUUCUCCAUUGUGGCCAUUGUGGCCAAGCGCCCGCAUGAGCUGCUCAACCGCCUCAUCCUGGCCUACUCGCUGCUGCUUAUCCUGGAGCACAUCGCUCAGAACCUCUUCAUCAUCGAGGGCCUGCACCGGCGCCCACUCUGGGAGGCAGUUCCCGAGGGCCUGGCAAGAAAGCAGGAGGGUGAGCCUCCCCGCAGAGGCUCCCUGCUAGAGCUGGGCCAGGGCCUGCAGCGGGCCUCACUGGCCUACAUCCACUCCUACAGCCACCUCAACUGGAAGCGGCGGGCCCUCAAGGAGAUCUCACUCUUCCUCAUCCUCUGCAAUAUCACACUGUGGAUGAUGCCUGCAUUUGGCAUACACCCGGAGUUUGAGAAUGGGCUAGAAAAGGAUUUCUACGGCUACCAGAUAUGGUUCACCAUCGUCAACUUCGGCCUGCCUCUGGGGGUCUUCUACCGCAUGCACUCUGUGGGAGGCCUUGUGGAGGUCUACCUGGGGGCCUGAGGCUGCCCACCCCGGCAGAACCUUGACGUGCCAAGGCAGGGAAGAUGGUAGCCCAGAUGCCUCAUUCUGAGGUGCGGAGACCAGCCUGAGGCUCCCAAGGCCUCCUGCCCCCCAGAGCCUCACUGAAGGGGAGGACACGGCCUAUAGUCAGAGGCCAAGGGCGGGGGCCUGGACACUGAGCUUCUGAUGCCCAUGGCCAGGCCUGGGCACAUGCCUGCCCCCUGCUUUCCCACCACAAUCAGCGAGCCAACGGUGCACCCCAGGAGGCUGGCAGGGGCCCCUUCACGGCUACUUUCUGGGAGGGUCAGACCUACAUGACCGAGUCUGGGGAGCUUAGCGAGGGGUGCCCCUGUCCAGCCAGGCCUCAGGGGUCUGCCCCCUGCUGCAAGAAGAGCACCUGGUCCUAGUGUGGCUCUGGACAUCCUCAGAGCUCAGAGCUCUGAGCUGGGAGGCCAGCUCCUUUCCCCACACAUCUAUCUCCUAAUGAGCUCAUUCAUUAGGUGCCAGGCAGGGUUCAACAGCUCUCUCCUGCGGCAUAAACCCUAUUUGUUUGAUCGAUU